Letharia columbiana is the source of this 321-nucleotide messenger RNA. RefSeq lists its product as uncharacterized. Lineage: Eukaryota; Fungi; Ascomycota; Lecanoromycetes; Lecanorales; Parmeliaceae. The transcript is spliced from 3 exons. The coding region runs from base 1 to 321 and encodes 106 amino acids. The record is from RefSeq and is a predicted model, not a curated record.
AUGCGCUCCAAGCUCACUAAAAACCUCUCCACACGUCCCCGUCUCCUUGCUGCGGCAUCCUCCCAGCGAGAAGCUUUGAAGCGUAUCUUGGCUAUGCUGAAUCAGCUUCAUUAUCGUAUUGUGACCAGACUACGAACUUGGGCUCCAGAUGUUUAUGAAGAGCAGAGAGAGCAUCCUGUACUAGGCGUCAUGGGUGAGGGAGGUCAACGAAAUGAUUCAAUUCGACUUGUUUCCUAUAGGAAACACUCAGUCAAUCUUAUUGCGCUCUGGCAAAAGUUUGGUUCGGAAGCCUUCUAUCCUAUGUUCAACAACGUUGACUGA